Conger conger (European conger) is the source of this 1246-nucleotide messenger RNA. RefSeq names its product DnaJ (Hsp40) homolog, subfamily C, member 15 (gene dnajc15). The record is from RefSeq and is a predicted model, not a curated record. Lineage: Eukaryota; Metazoa; Chordata; Actinopteri; Anguilliformes; Congridae. Bases 60 to 503 code for a protein of 147 amino acids. The transcript has 6 exons. Gene Ontology annotation, biological process: protein import into mitochondrial matrix. Gene Ontology annotation, molecular function: ATPase activator activity. Gene Ontology annotation, cellular component: PAM complex, Tim23 associated import motor.
AUGUUUGUCCCAAACGCUGCACCGUACAUGGGUGUCCUUGAGCUGAACUGACAGACAGCAUGGCGAACAGUACAGUUACGGUGGAUAGUGACUACAUGAGACAUGCCGAAUAUACUCCGAAAUCAAGUGUCCGGAGUGAAGCGGACAUUGAUAAGCGAUUCGGAGGUACGUUGAUAGCUGUCGGCCUUGGUGUUGCUGCUGCCGGACUUGCAGGGCGCUACGCAUUCCAGCUGUGGAAGCCCUUAGGGCAGGUUCUCUCCGAGACGAUGAAGAAGAUGCCCACGUCGGCCUUCUCAGCGUAUUACAAGGGAGGCUUUGAGCAGAAGAUGACCAAACGGGAGGCCAGUCUCAUCCUGGGGAUCAGCCCGACCAGCACCAAGGGGAAGAUACGUGAGGCCCACCGGAGGAUCAUGGUCCUAAAUCAUCCGGAUAAAGGCGGCUCUCCUUAUGUCGCGGCGAAGAUCAACGAAGCGAAAGACCUGCUGGAUUCCUCCCGCCGCUGACCGCCCCCCACCCCCCUCCAUCUGCCCCAGCCAUUAUCCCCUGAUUUCAGUCACAUUGACUGAUGGGAGCCCCCUGCACUGACUGCAUCCAGCCACUAGGGGGAGACCGCUCAUGACUACAGAAGACUGCUGAUGGAAACUGGACGAUGUUUCUGCAAAUGCUUUUCACUGUCUGUAAUGUGUGUUUUCCUGCUUGUAUACAGUUGCCGUCCGUAACGUUUGGGACAAAGACCCAUAAUUUAUUUGCCUCUGCUCCGCAAUUUCAGAUUUGUAAUUUUUAAAAAAAAUACAAAAAUGACAUGUGGUUAGAGAGCACAGUCAGAUUUUAAUAAUUUUUACAUUUUGGUUUCACGAUGUAGAAAUUACAGCAGUAUGCAUUGUCCCUCCAUUUCACAGCACCAUAAUGUUUGGGACACAGCAAUGUUAUGUAAAUAGAAUAAAAAGUCUUAUUUAGUAUUUUGUUGCAUAUCCUGGGGGCUAUGUAUAAACACUGCUGUAACUUCUACACGGUGAAUCCAGAAUGCCCUUUUUUGCAAUCUGACAGCGAUUGUGAGAAACCCCUGUUUUGCUCAUGUAAACAUGCUUCAUAGUUAUUUAUGUUUGGUCAAUGAUUAAAGCCUGUUCUAAAAAGGAAUUUAUGAAAGUUUCAGAUAUUUCUUUUUUAUGCUGCGCCAACAAAUUGAGCAACGGGAACAUUGCUUUUGGGUUGUUCUUUCGUCAAUAAAGUGUCUUCUGGUCAAACA